CCACCACACCGUUUCAUCAUCACCAUCACUCACAAUCUCUCUCUAUAUCUCUCUCUCUCAAGAUCAAGAUUAAAUAUCAAGAUACUUGUAACUCAAGCAUCCAAGAUGACAAUGAGCAUAGUCCAACAAGUUCUUGCAUUUCCUGCAGUCAAGACUGCUCCCACACGUUACUUACCUGACCCAGCGUCCAUCAACAAGCUCCAAAUCCCAACUCCUUCCAAGAAAUCUGAAAAAAGUAAGGGAAAAUCGAUUCUUCGGACCAAUAGCUUCACGGAUGGAGCUAGAGAUCAGAGCAAGUUAGGACCAAAACUUACGGAAACAGUCAAGAGAAAACUAUCCUUAGGAGCUAAGAUCAUUCAAAUGGGAGGCUUAGAGAAGAUCUACAAGAGGCUCUUUAAAGUCUAUGAUGAAGAGAAACUCUUCAAGGCCUAUCAAUGUUACCUAUCAACAACAGCAGGUCCCAUCGCAGGGUUACUCUUCAUCUCCUCAAAGAAGAUUGCUUUCUGCAGCGAGAGAUCUAUCAAAGUGGCUUCACCUCAGGGAGAUCUCACUAGAGUUCACUACAAAGUGUCUAUCCCUCUGUGUAAGACCAAGGGAGUGAACCAAAGUAUGAACACGAAGAAACCAUCUCAGAAGUAUCUUGAAGUAGUCACGGUGGAUGGCUUUGACUUCUGGUUCAUGGGAUUCUUGAGCUACAAGAAAGCUUUCAACUGUCUUGAGCAAGCGCUUUCACUCGAGCAAUAACAAGGAGAAGGUUGAAGAGGAAAUAUUUAAUUUCUAAUUUAACCUAUUAAUAUUCUAUCCAAGAAUGUUAGGAGAAAGCCUAGAAAAUUCAGACAAUAUUGUACAAACUCUUUUUUUUUGAAGUAUUUAAUCAUUUUGUUAUCUAUUGUUGACAAGAUCACAAGAGCAAGAGAUCGAAUAUA
Molecule: messenger RNA, 926 nt
Organism: Brassica oleracea var. oleracea
Lineage: Eukaryota; Viridiplantae; Streptophyta; Magnoliopsida; Brassicales; Brassicaceae
Product: putative GEM-like protein 8
Exons: 1
Coding region: 106-744 (212 amino acids)
Source: RefSeq, a predicted model, not a curated record